AUGUCCCCCCCUUCCCCAACCCUAACCUUCAACUUCGACAUAUCCUGCCCUUUCGCUUACAUUGCCUCAACCCGAGUCCGCGCUCUCGCCACACGCACAAACACUACUCUAACCCUCCGCCCCGUCCUGCUAGGCGCCAUAUACCGUUCAACAGCCGCGCCCCAAGGCGCAGCCGGCUCUGCAUCCGAUGUCUUCAACUCCACCAAGAAGCGUGUGACUGCCGCAUCCAUGGGGCGCACAUUGCGCCGGUACGGCGUAGGAUUCAAGCAGCCUGCAGCGCAUCCGAUGAAGAGCGUCAACGCGUUACGCAUGUUGUACUGCGUUCGCGACGAUGGGGACCGGGAAAAACUGAUGCACGGGUUUUUCAAUGGGUAUUGGGUUUCCGGGCGUGACAUGACCGAUCCCUCCGUCCUGGUAUCCAUAGCGAAAGAAUGCGGGAUUGGCGGUUUGGAUGAAGCAUGUUUUGCGAAUCUAGCUGCGCGGAAAGAAUUGGAAAGUGCUACAGCAGAAGCGAUUGAGCGCGGCGCAUUUGGCGUGCCGGGCUUUUGGAUUCCAGAGGCGGAUGGGGGCAAGGGAAGGUUUUUCUGGGGUCAGGAUCGGAUGCAUUUCGUUGAAGCCACGCUACUGAGCCUAAAGAAGGGAGAGAAAGGGUGGGCGAGUGUACCGGGUUUGCAGAGUUUGAUGCCGCGCUGUAUCCCUCUGCUCGAUUCCCCGACUCAAUUGAAGCACAAGACGAAACUGGAGUUUUGGUUCGAUUUCAGCUCGCCCUGGGCGUUUCUCGGGUACACGCAACUCGCGCGCCUCCAACGCCAGUUCCCUGGUCUGGAAAUCGAGCUGAAGCCAUUCCUCCUGGGCAUCUUGUUCCGCGAAAUUGGCGCGCCGAAUAUGCCUAUGCUAGCUACAUCCGAGGCAAAAAGAGAGUGGUCGAGGCAGGACCAUGUGGAUUGGACGGCGUGGUGGAACGCCGUAAAUGCUCAAGGGGGAACUGGAGCUGCGCGAAUUGACUUCAAUUGGGCGAGUGUAUUUCCAAUUCGGACGCCUACUGUGUUGAGGGUUGGGAUUGUGGAGCCGAGGAGUGUGCCGCUGCUAUACUCGGCGUGCUGGGAGAAGGAUGAGAAUGUAUCCGAUGAGAAGGUCCUAGCAGAUGUGCUUACAAAAGGUGGCUUCGAUGGCGCUGAUCUUAUCGCGAGAGCCAAUGAUCUUGGAGUCAAAGCAAAACUUCGCGAGCUGACUGCUGCGGCCAAAGAACAGGGCAUCUGUGGCGUGCCAACAUAUCAAGUCCUGCGGCAAGAUGCUGGUGGCAACUGGAAGAAUGUUGGCGGAUUGGUAUGGGGUCAAGACGAAACAAAUGUGGUCGAAGACCUAAUCGCUGGAUGGGACCCGGAGAGCUCAAAUGCGAUCGCGGAGCCUAGAAAGGGCGACAAAGGAACUUCGAGAGCCGAAGCCAAACUCUAG
Molecule: messenger RNA, 1455 nt
Organism: Parastagonospora nodorum SN15
Lineage: Eukaryota; Fungi; Ascomycota; Dothideomycetes; Pleosporales; Phaeosphaeriaceae
Exons: 2
Coding region: 1-1455 (484 amino acids)
Biological process (GO): glutathione metabolic process
Cellular component (GO): mitochondrion; peroxisome
Molecular function (GO): glutathione peroxidase activity; glutathione transferase activity
Source: RefSeq, a predicted model, not a curated record